Phytophthora nicotianae INRA-310 is the source of this 12452-nucleotide messenger RNA. RefSeq lists its product as hypothetical. NCBI's taxonomy places the organism in Eukaryota, Oomycota, Peronosporomycetes, Peronosporales, Peronosporaceae. Gene Ontology annotation, cellular component: dynein complex. The transcript has a single exon. Gene Ontology annotation, molecular function: dynein intermediate chain binding; dynein light intermediate chain binding; ATP binding. Gene Ontology annotation, biological process: microtubule-based movement. The record is from RefSeq and is a predicted model, not a curated record. The coding region runs from base 1 to 12384 and encodes 4127 amino acids.
AUGGAUGGUAGAGAUGAUGGCGAAAGUCGCGAUGGAGCUAAGCGGCGUGGCGUAUCGAUUGGACCCCAAGCGAACCAGAUCCUGCAGCGUUUGUACGAGCCAAAUCUAGGACCUGGAUCCCCUGCCGAUGACCGAAAUCCCUUGUCACCUGUAAAGCGAUCUGCUCCGACGCGAAACGCAGUUCUAAAACCUAAAUUCCAGACUCGAAUGAAAAAGAACGCGAGCGUAGCGACGAUCCUUAACAGCGUGCCAGCACGAACACGAGCUGGAGUACCCACACCCAUCUCAUCAGGUAUCACUCCUCUAUCAACCUCUGCAAGUAUGAUGAGUUUGCCGCCUGGAGUGAUACACCCAAGCCUCCAUAAGGCAUCUGAGAGAAUCAGAACCCUUCAGGAUAAAACUCACAUUUCUAGUACAAUAACCCGGUCAUCAACACUAGCAGAAGAGAGAAACCAGAGUGGAGGAGAGUCUGGCUCGUAUGCUUGUCUCUCGCCUGCUUCAAAAGCUGCUCAACGCAAGAGUCUCGCAACCGAGUCGUCGUUUACUGCGUCGCUAAAUCUGGAUCCCAGAUAUCUGAAAGAAUUCAAAUCUGGCAACUUUUUGUAUCUUCGUAAAAAGAAAAACACAGAUCUGGUCAUGUACGCACUCGAAGUUGUAGAGCAUUUCGAAGUGGAUCGUUCGGACUACUACACGAUGAGUUUAGAAGGUGUGACGCACUUUACUACGGAACAUUCCGAAUUCUGGACUUUGGACAAAUGGGAGACGGAAUACUCGAGAUUCAUGAAGAUGCUGGCUAUUCCGUUCUUCCAGAAGUAUAAAAUGUGGAAGAACUUUAACAUGUGGAAGACCUCAGUGCGUACAUUCAAGAUGCGCAACGCCAAAAAGGCUCUAAACGAGCGGCUUUUCCUGUUAGCCCCCAGUCUUCAGUCGACAUUACUGGGUCUGCGUUCUCUUUGUUUGGAUGUCACUAAACUUGAAUUGAUCCAUUUCAGUAAUCGCCAGACGUAUUCCUUGCGCGAUUUCGAGUUGGAACAGCAGAAGACGCGCACUCAAGUUACUCAACAACUCGCGAGUUUCUCUGCAAAGUCGUUGCAAAUGUGCGUCAAGGCCUGUGACGACGUUAUCGACAGCUUUUUAGUGGCCAACAAAAUAUCCGCGGACCACAAAAUGACCUUCAUGGAACGAGCUGCGUUGCGCAAACAAUGCCGCACACUCACGAGUUUUUUGCGCCUAGCAGAUUUUCUAACCAUCGACGCAACUAUCCAACUCACCAUUCGCUCCUUCCAGCAACUUUACGGGAUUCUCGCAGCUGGGAAAGCGCAACUUACUGGAACUGCUACGUCUGUACCAGAAACUAAGCAACCGACUGGAAAUAUCCAAGCAAACAGUAAAAAUCCAGGAAAAUCUGGCCAAACGAAUACCUCGCCAUUCACCGCUAUCUUCGCCGUAGCAGUAGAGAUGGAUCCUGUUACUUCUGCUUUGAAUGCCACUCCAAACCACGACGCAUGGAACGGAGCGCUCCAACGAGCACUGAAAGAAGCUUUACGUAUGGUGGAGACUCCGGCGCGACAUCUCGGCCACGAAUCUCUGGCUCCGUACACUACAGCGAGUGCUGAAGACGAAGGCAAAGACGUCUGGUCGGUUGAGCAACUUAACGUGGCGUUGAUAUUGAAUGAAGAUGCCAAGUUCAGUAUACUUACAAACGAUAUUUUCGUGGCUUUGGAUGAAGCAUUCGAAGCUGUAGAGGAUUAUAUGGACGUGUUCACUCCGUUCCACCAGAUUUAUUCGGAAAAUGAAGGCCAAGUGACGCAUCUGAUGGAAACUUAUGCAGACGCACCUUUGGAUUUUUUCUCAGAAUCUGUAGAGAAGUACAGAUCCCAAGGUCAGUCGUUCACUGAAAUCCCUGACGCUGCGACGGUUGGGAUUUUUCGAGUCGAUUCUUCCGAGUUUAAAAGUCGACUGCUGCCGAAUCCAGAGAAAUGUAUCCUCGGAAUCCGUGCUUUAAUCCCGAAACUUAUGAAGAAAACCAGCGCGGAAUUACUCGAGACUCUCAACGAUUUAUCCCCCGUGGCUUUUUCCACGCCGUCUACACCUGACGCAUUUGUGAAUAAAGUGGUGCAUAUGACCAAAGUUGGUACCAUGCUUCCAGAUUUAAGAAACCGAUACCGUCGAGUCUAUGAGAUGGGAGUUCUGAUGGAUAAUUACGAUUGGCGAGUCCCGGAUGAUAUUAAAGAGGAUAUUAUCCUCAUGAAGGAAGGUGUAUUAAGUCUAGAGGGGACGGUGACUAGAUUUGAAGGGGAGAUCGACUCAGAAACAGCGCGCUUCUCACAGAUUAUUCUGGAUAGUAUCGCGCCGUUGAAUCGGAAUGCUCAAAUGUUGCUUGAAAAGCUGGAUCAUCCCAAGCUGUCGACGAUUAAAACGCCAAUGAAUGAGGCGCUUUCGUUCCUUGGAGCGCAAGAAGAUUCGCUCAAUCAACUCGUCGAAGAAUCUAAAAUGCUCGCCAUGUUUCAAACACAAUUGAAACAAACAGUGAGCGAAUUUAACGAAAUCAACGAAGUAGCAGCGCAUUUCGAGUUGAAAAUGAAGCUUUGGAGUGGUCUGGAUGCGUGGCAGAAGCUCGCAGUCUCAUACUCGGACACCAUCUUCGACGACAUCGACGUAGCUGCCAUUAGUAAACAAGUGCAGAUGUACGUAAAAGUGGCGUACCAAGCACAGAAGCAGCUCCCGGGGAACGAAGCUGCUGAUUUACUGCAACGAGAAGUGGAGAAAUUUAAGCUUGUACUCCCCGUUGUGACGGAUUUACGCUCCCCAUCGUUAAAAGACCGACACUGGAAGCAAAUCCACGAUGCUUUAGGGUUCCAGAUGAAAGGAGAGAGCAGCAUGACGUUGGGUGGAUUAAUUGAAAGAAACGUGAUGAAACACGGCGAAACUAUCAGCGCUGCGGCUGUGUCUGCUCAACAAGAAGCUGUGCUCGAAGAAAUGCUGAAAAAGGUGACGGAUGCUUGGGCUACGACCGAGUUUGAGGUCAAACCGUACAAAGAAUCCAAGGAUGUUUUCGUCCUGGGGAGUGUCGAGGAAGUCACUGCCAAACUGGAUGAUUCGAUCGUGACAAUUAGUACAAUUAUGGGUUCUAGAUUUAUCGGUGCCAUUCAAGAAGAAGUGGAAGGCUGGAGGAAGAAGCUCGUGACGCUGCAGGAAACGUUGGACGAGUGGCUGUUGGUACAGAAGAAUUGGAUGUAUCUGGAGAAUAUCUUCUCGGCGCCGGAUAUUCAGCGUCAAUUACCGGAUGCAUCCAAGAUUUUCAGUCACGUGGAUGCGUCCUGGAAGACAAUAAUGCGUCGUACGAAUGAGAAUCCGCACGUGUUAACGUCGGGAACAUUUCCAGGUAUCAAGGAGACGUUGCUGCAGCACAACGUGCAUCUGGAUAAAAUCCAGAAAAAUCUGGAGGAUUAUCUCGAGACGAAACGGAUGGCAUUUCCUAGAUUUUACUUUUUAUCCAACGAUGAAUUACUGGAAAUCCUCGCACAGUCGAAAAAUCCACAAGCAGUGCAGCCGCAUCUUCGCAAAUGUUUUGAAAAUCUGGUCAAAUUAGACUUUGGAGAUAUUCCUGGUAGUGUGGAUAUGAUCGCCAUGUACUCGUCCGAGAACGAGCGAGUUCCGCUUGGUAAAAAUCUAAAAGCACGAGGAAACGUCGAAGACUGGUUAAAAGCCCUGGAAGUGAGUAUGAAACAGUCAAUCUACAAGUUAAUGAAGGCUGGAUUACUCGACUACGACACUAAACAGCGCUCCGUAUGGGUCUGUGACCAUCCUGGUCAAGUCGUGGCUACUGUGGCUCAGAUGACCUGGGCAAGAAGCACCGAAGAAGCGCUUAACAGCAGUAAUCCAGUCGAAGAAAUGCACGCUUGGUACAAGCGCAAUUUGUACGAAUUGAACGAGCUUAUCGUGAAAAUCCGUGGAGACCUCAGCUCUUUAGAACGUAAGGUUAUCGUGGCUUUGGUGACUACAGAUGUACAUGCCCGAGAUAUCGUGGAGAGUCUGUGGACCGAGAAAGUGGAUUCUGUCGGGAAUUUUAUCUGGCAGCAGCAGCUUCGUUACUAUUGGGAUGUGCAGGCCGAUGACGUCCUUAUUCGGCACUCGGAUUCUGUUAUCCAGUAUGGAUACGAGUACAUGGGUGCUACGUCACGCUUAGUGAUCACACCGCUUACUGAUCGUUGCUGGAUGACGCUAACAGGAGCCUACGGGAUGAAACUUGGCGCAGCUCCUGCAGGUCCUGCAGGAACCGGCAAAACCGAGAGUAGUAAAGAUCUGGCAAAAGCGAUGGCUAUCCAGUGUGUUGUGUUUAACUGUAGUGACCAGAUCGACUAUAAAAUGAUGGGUAAACUGUUCCGAGGCCUCGCUCAGGCCGGAAACUGGACGUGUUUGGAUGAGUUCAACCGUAUCGACAUCGAAGUUUUAUCCGUGGUGGCUCAGCAGCUGCUUAUCCUGCGUGAAGGACGCAUUCAGGGUAAAGAGCACAUUAACUUUAUGGGGAUAGAAAUCUUACUUAAAGACCACCACGUUAUCGUGACUAUGAAUCCUGGAUAUGCUGGUCGUACGGAACUUCCGGAUAAUCUUAAGGUGUGUUUCCGACCGGUGUCUAUGAUGGUGCCGGAUUACGCGCUUAUCGCGGAGAUUAUGCUGUUUGCUGAGGGAUUCGGUGACGCACGUACACUGUCUCGUAAGAUGUGUAAGCUGUAUAUCCUCUGCAGUGAGCAGCUCUCACAGCAACCACACUACGACUACGGUCUUCGCGCUGUAAAAUCCGUGCUGGUUAUGGCUGGUUCGCUGAAACGUGCAAAUCCGGAUUUGAACGAAGACGUCACGUUAAUUCGCGCUCUAAGAGACAGCAACAUCCCCAAGUUUUUAGCCGAUGAUUUACCACUGUUCCACGCUAUUGUACUCGAUUUAUUCCCUGGUACAGACAUCCCUCCCAACGACUACGGAGAGUUGCAAGCUUCGCUGGAGGAAGAAAUCACUAAAGCAGGGUUACAAAAAGUGCCUACGUAUAUUACAAAAGUCAUUCAACUCUUCGAUAUUUUCAACGUUCGCUUCGGAGGAACGCUGGUUGGACCCACCGGAGCUGGUAAAACCUCGUGUUAUCGUACACUUCAGUCCACUAUGACGUCGCUGCGUACCAAAGGGUCAAAGAAUCCGGUAUACCAGACUGUACACGCUCGUGUUUUAAACCCGAAGUGUAUUUCCAUGGGCGAAUUAUACGGUGAAUUCAACGAAGCCACCCAGGAAUGGCACGAUGGCUUAGCCUCUACGAUCAUGCGGGAAGCUGUAGCAGACGAAACUUCGGACGUGAAAUGGACGGUAUUCGACGGACCUAUUGACGCUCUGUGGAUCGAAAACAUGAACACAGUGCUAGAUGAUAACAUGACGUUGUGUCUUGCCAAUGGUGAGCGGAUUAAGCUCAAAAGUGAGAUGAAAAUGCUGUUCGAAGUUAUGGAUCUAGCAGUGGCUUCACCUGCGACUGUGAGUCGAAUUGGUGUGGUCUACAUGACAGCUACAGAUCUAGGCUGGAUGCCGUUCGUCAAGACGUGGAUGGAGAAGGAACUACCAACGGAUUUCCCACCUGACGGACUUAAAAGACUGGAUUUCCUCAUCACAAGUUACGUGGAAAAAUGCAUCCAAUUCGUCCGUAGAAAAAGCUUUGAACUGGUCCCGACAGUGGAUAUGAACCUCGCAACUAGUCUGUGUCGCUUGUUUGCGUGUUUGUUCAGCUCUGCCAAUGGAGUGAAUUACUUAACGAUGAAGAACGAAGAGAUGCUGGAACUGUUGGAUAAAGUAUUCGCUUUUUCUCUCUUCUGGUCUGUAGGUGCGACUAUGACGGUGGAUACGCACGAGCAGUUCGAUAACUUCGCACGAGAAUUAAUGACCGAUGCUAAGCUGAAUAUCCCCAAUGCUGGACUGGUUUUUGACUAUUUCGUUGAUGUUGAGCAAGCCAAAUUCCGCGCUUGGAGUGAAGUUGUCCCAAAAUUUGUGUACAAUAACCAAAUUCCUUACUUCAAAAUGACAGUCGCGACGCCUGAUUCCGUUCGAUUUACCUUCUUAUUACGCACUUUAACCGCAGCAAAGCGACCAGCAUACGUCACCGGAGUCACAGGAACGGGUAAGACUGUGAUUGUCCAGGAUUUACUGCAAGAAUUAACGUCUGGGCCUAUGAUUCCAACUGGAGAUAAUGGUGAAAAUGGUGAGAAUUCAUCGGCUCCAGCGUCAAAUUUCAUGACAAUUUUCAUCAAUUUCUCGGCGCAAACAUCGUCUCUAGUCACACAAUUGACGAUUGAGAAUAAACUCGAGAAGAAACGUAAAAAUCUACUGGGGCCAGUAGCUGGAAAAAGAAUGAUUAUCUUUGUAGACGACGUGAACCUCCCAGCUGUUGAGGAAUAUGGCGCUCAAGCUCCUAUCGAAUUAUUGCGUCAAUUUCUGGAUUUUGGUGGAUUUUACGACCGCGAUAAAUUAUUCUGGAAAGAUAUGGCAGAUACAAUGUUACUUGCAGCUGCUGCUCCCGCUGGAGGAGGCCGAUCGCACUGUACACCUCGCUUUGUUCGACACUUCCACGUCUUGAGUAUGUACCCAGCAGGUGAGACGUCUUUGAAACUCAUUUUUGCAUCAAUUCUCGGAGGUUUUCUGGAAAAAUUCGCGCCAUCCGUGAAAGCCAUGAAGGACGGGAUAAUAUCCAGUGUCAUUGAAAUUUAUAACCGCGUUACACUUGAGUUAUUACCCACGCCGAAUAAAUUUCACUACACUUUCAAUCUUCGCGAUGUUUCGAAAGUUUUCCAGGGGAUUCUCAUGAUCACGCCGUCGAAAUGUCCAGAUGCAGACUCGAUGAACCGUUUGUGGGUCCACGAGGCUUCACGAGUGUUCCAAGACCGUCUAAUUAACGCCAGUGACCAAACGUGGUUCGAAGAGCUCGUAUGUUCGUUAUUACAGCGUUUUUUCAAUUGUAACUGGUCACGAGAGGCGCUUUUCCACUCUCCAUGUCCUCUGACAUUCGGCGAUUUCUUCAAACCAGGAACGCCCACGCCCUUGUACGAAUACUGCAACGACGUGACCAAAGUUACGAAGAUCAUGGACGAUUUUUUGGAAAAUUACAACGUUACUUUCGCGAAUAAAAUGAACCUCGUAUUUUUCCGAGACGCCAUCGGUCAUUUAUCCAGAUUGGUGCGUAUUUUACGACAACCUCGAGGCAAUGCGAUGCUGAUAGGAGUCGGUGGAAGUGGGAAACAAUCUCUCGCUCGGCUUGGGGCUUUCAUGGUGGAAGCCAAGUGCGUACAGAUCGAAAUUACACGAGGAUAUGGCACCAAUGAGUUCCACGAAGACCUUAAAAAACUCAUGAUAAGUGCCGGUGUAGGGGGUCAGUCCACAGUGUUUUUAUUCACUGACAGCCAGAUCGUCGAAGAAAGUUUCUUAGAAGACAUCAACAAUGUUUUAAAUAGUGGAGAAGUGCCCAAUCUGUUCCCACAAGACGAAAUGGACCGCAUUAUUGCUGACAUGCGGCCUAUUGUGAAGGCCAUGGAGAUCCCCGAGACUCGAGACAAUUGCGUGUCCACAUUUAUUGAAAGAGUACGCAAUUAUUUGCACAUUGUAUUGGCCAUGUCACCCGUGGGUUCAGCACUUCGUGUACGCUGUCGAGCGUUCCCGUCGCUCAUAAAUUGUUGUACGAUCGAUUGGUACAUGAAUUGGCCCCGUGAGGCCUUGCAGUCAGUGGCCGAUCGACUACUAGCUAGUGUGUCGUUACCCUCGGAAGACGUGCGUACAGCUCUUGUCGACAUGUGCUCCAUCGUACACACCACAUCGAACGAUUUCGGCGAGGAUUUUUUGUCUCAACUGCAACGAUACGUGUACACUACACCGAAAAGUUACCUCGAUCUCAUCGGGUUGUAUUUGAAAAUGUUACAGGAGAAGCGUGCAGUGUUACAGACGAUCAAAAACCGCAUGGAAGUCGGUGUAAAAAAGCUCGAGGAGACCAACAGUAUCGUGGAUUCGCUUAAGUCCGAGUUGAUCGAGUUGCAGCCAAUUCUCGCUAAAAAAGCGGUCGAAGCUGAGGAAUUACUUAAACGAGUGUCAGUGGAUCAGAAAGCAGCCGCAGUUGUACGUGAACGAGUUUCGCAGGACGAAGCUACAGUCACAAAACAGGCCGAAGAAGUGGCAAUCGUGCAAGCCGAUGCUCAAAAAGAUCUGGACGUGGCUAUGCCGGCUCUAAAUAACGCUAUUAAGGCGCUAGAUAGUUUAUCCAAGAACGAUAUUACUGAGGUAAAAUCCUUCGCGAAGCCUCCAGAGGCUGUGGAGACAGUUAUGAACGCCGUGUGUCUGCUGUUUAACGAGAAGCAGAGUUGGGAUUCCGCUAAGAAAAUUUUGGGCGAUGUGGCGUUUCUAGAUAAGCUCAAGAACUUUGACAAGGAUAAUAUCCCCGCUGCUACGUUAAAGAAACUCAGUAAAGCGGUCUCUGAACCGGGUAUGGCUGUAGAAGUGGUCUCGAAAGUAUCUAAAGCUGCCACGUCACUCUGUAUGUGGGUACAUGCUAUGGACGUGUACUCUAAAGUGGCGAAAGAAGUCGGUCCUAAAAAGGAAAAUUUAGAACGGAUGAACCAGAAAUUGGCCGAGGCUAACGCGAUUUUGAGUCAAAAACAAGAAGAACUGCGCGUUGUCAACGAGAACGUGGCGAUGCUGGAAAAGCAGUGUAAAGACACUUUAGACGAGAAGGACAAGCUCGCGAAUGACGCUGCAGUGACCGAGAAGCGACUCGUUCGAGCCGAGAAGCUCAUAUCUGGAUUGUCAGUUGAAGGAGCUCGUUGGAAAGAAAGUGUAGCGUCCUUAUCUGAAUCGAUAUUAGCGUUGAUUGGUGAUACUUUCCUAGCUGCAGCCUGUAUUUCGUACUAUGGACCGUUUACCGGAGGAUUCAGACAGCGAAUUGUGGACCAGUGGGUCACUCAGACGCAGGAGCUUCAUAUCCCGUGUUCGUCUGGUUACAGUCUUUCAAUUACACUAGGGAGUCCAGUGGAGAUCCGUGAGUGGCAACUCAAUGGCCUCCCUACAGACUCUACGUCCACUGAUAACGCUAUUCUAGUGACUCGAGGCGAGCGGUGGCCACUGAUGAUCGAUCCACAGGGUCAAGCGAACAAGUGGAUUAAGAAAACUUUAACUCAAAAUCUGGAAACUACUAAAAUGACUAACGCAAAUCUGUUGCGGUCCUUGGAGACUUGUAUCCGGAAUGGUAAGGCGUUGUUGAUCGAAGACAUUGACGAGACGUUGGAGCCGUCGCUGGAGCCGAUUCUGCAGAAAGCCAUCUACAAACAAGGUGGACGAGUGUUGAUCCGUCUGGGAGAUUCAGAUGUGGAUUAUGAUCCAAAUUUUAAACUGUUUCUAACCACCAAACUGCCAAAUCCUCACUAUCUUCCCGAGGUGUAUAUCAAAGUGACAGUCAUCAACUUUACAGUCACGAUGGACGGUCUAGAAGACCAACUUUUAGGCGACGUAGUGCGUCAUGAACGUCCAGAUAUCGAAGAGAAGAAGAACCGUCUAGUUGUGACCAUGGCGCAGGAUAAGAAACAGCUUAAGGAGAUCGAAGACCGUAUCCUGAAACAACUGUCCGAGUCUUCAGGAAACGUUCUAGAUGAUCAAGAUCUCAUUGACACGCUGCAAUCAUCCAACGUCACAUCUCGUAUCAUUAAGGAACGCGUUCUAGAAUCUGAAAGCACAGAAAUUGAGAUCAACCGCGCAAGAGAAGAAUACCGUUGUGUAGCUACACGAGGGUCCAUUAUCUACUUCGUGGUCGCUAAUCUAGCGCUGAUCGACCCCAUGUACCAGUAUUCACUGCCGUUCUUCCAGCGUUUAUUCAACAUCUGCUUCGAUGAGGCUCCGAAAGCUGAUACCCUGCAGAAACGUCUUACAAACCUCGUUGACUUCCAGACUAGAUACAUCUAUGUGAAUAUCUGUCGUGGGCUCUUCGAAGUGCACAAAGUGCUCUUCUCGAUGCUUAUCUGCUGUAAAAUACUGCUACAUUCCGGUAAAAUAUCGGCUCGUGAGUGGAGUUUGUACCUCCGUGGAGCACCACCAGGUACUGAUCGCUCCUUGCAGCAGCCAAAUCCUCAGCCUACACACAUCAGUGAGGCCCAAUGGGACUUAAUAUCUGAGCUCGAGACGCUUGUAACUGGUUACACUGAAGACGCAGAAGGCCAGAAGACACAAGUCCAGGCCUUUCAAGGACUCUGUACUUCAUUGACAAAUGUCUGGUCACGUUGGUUAAUCUGGCUCGACGAUCCAGAAUUUCUGUCCAAUCCUAAUUCCUGUCCUGGAAACUUCGGCUCAACGUUAAACGCGUUCCAAAAAGUGCUUUUACUUCGAGGUUUAGCUGAGGAAAAAGUACCUCAAGCUGUUUUGAACAUGAUUUCAACCGAGAUGGGCACUGAAUUUGGACGAAAUGCAUCUACGACAAUGGAGGAAAUCUACAACGAUACAGAUCGUAAAACUCCAUGUAUCUUCGUGCUAUCAGCAGGUGCUGAUCCGACUGGAAUGUUGCUGCGAUUCGCAAAGGAAAUGUCGUUUAUUGACCGUCUACAUCUCAUUUCUUUAGGCCAAGGACAAGGUCCUAGAGCUGAGAAACUCAUAGAGAGCAGCCAAGGCUCCGGUGACUGGGUAUUGCUGCAAAAUUGUCAUCUUGCCAAGUCUUGGAUGCCGAAACUUGAGAAACUGGUGGAAGAUAUGGGUCAGCGUACAGAUGAGCAGUGUCAAUCCACGUUUCGCCUCUUCCUUACUAGUUUUCCAGCUGCUUAUUUCCCUGUUACAGUGUUACAAAACGGUAUCAAACUCACGAACGAACCACCCAAGGGGAUCCGUGCUAAUCUACUCCGAUCUUUCAAUACUUUGCUAUCGGAAGAAGUGCUCGAGAGCUUCCACUUUCUCGGUAAUUUUGACACUGGAGAGGCCAAAAAUCACGUGUGGAAGUCGCUGCUUUGUGCGCUUACGUUCUUCCACGCCAUCGUCCAAGAACGACGCAAAUUUGGAGCUCUGGGCUGGAAUAUCAAGUACGAAUUUAACGAUACCGACUUGGAGACUUCGUUAGCGAGUCUACGGAAGUUCUUGGAGGAACAACCGAUCAUUCCCUGGGACGCCUUGCGGUAUGUUACCGGCCAGAUCAACUACGGUGGACGCGUGACGGACGACUGGGAUCGACGCUGUCUUACCAGUAUACUCAGUAACUUUUACACACCAGAAGUGCUUAAUUCCGGCCACUCGUACUCGACUUCUGGCAGUUAUCACGUGCCCAAAGAGCUCUCGCACUCGAGUAUUCAAUCGUACUUAAGCUCCUUACCAGCUUUCGACAACCCGGAGCUCUUUGGGAUGCACGAGAACGCCAACGUCACGUACGAGCGCAACGAAAGCGCCAACAUGAUGCAAUUAAUCUUAAGUCUUGAGCCACGAGACGGAGGAGGCGGUGGAGGCAAAUCUAACGACCAACGAGUGCUUGAUCUCGCCAUCUCUAUACAAGAACACUUACCUGCUGAUCUCAACGUGGAAGAAGCUGGACCUACCACCUUUAAAACUCGAGAAGUGGCUGGAACUGUCGUGAUGGACUCGUUAGCCACCGUUUUGAGUCAAGAAGUCAUCAAGUUUAACACUCUUUUACGACGUAUGCGCUCGUCUUUGAGAGAUAUCCAGAAGGCUAUCAACGGACUCAUCGUCAUGUCCUCAGACCUGGAUAACAUGUACAUGGCCUUUUUAAACGGCAAGGUGCCGCAACUCUGGUCUUCCGUCAGUUUUGCUUCUUUAAAGCCUCUCGCAUCCUGGGUACGCGACUUACUCGACCGCGUCUCGUUCUUCCGACAAUGGCUACUUCAUGGUGAGCCAGUGGUGUUCCAACUCAACGUCUUCUUCUUCCCACAAGGAUUCAUGACUGGUACAUUGCAAAAUUUCGCUCGAAAGUAUCAGACCGCGAUCGAUUCACUGGCGUUUACAUUUACCGUCAUGGACGUUGAAAAUGCCGGGCAACUUACACAAAGUCCAACUGAUGGCAUUUACGUUGACGGACUCUGGCUACAAGGCGCUAAAUGGUCUCCAACGCGUCGACUACUUGAAGACGCCAAGCCUGGAGAAAUGUUCUCUGCCAUGUCGAUUGUUCAUUUCCUCCCUGCUACUUCAGCAGUGGCCAGUAACCCUGUACUGAGUCCGGGGAUCAUGAUGUACCCGUGUCCAGUGUACAAGACGUCGGUGCGGCAAGGAACGUUGUCGACCACUGGAAUCUCCACCAACUACGUCAUUGCAGUGCAGCUUCCAAGUGAUAGACCCCCCAACUACUGGGUCAUGAUGGGUGCGGCGUUCUUGCUUAACCUGGAUAAUUAACCAGUUUGACAGGAUAAAAUACAGGUUAAGUAAAAAAAAAGUUUGCAUUACGUCUCGCUUCUUGUCGU